AGCUCGGUGCGCGCACGUGGCGUUCUGCCGGUGUAUUGCUCGGGUGGACGGAGCGGAGUGGCAGUGCGCGCGAGGUGGAGGGGCGUUUUGUUACAACCUUUACACGGACGGCUCAAAAUCUGAACACUCUUUGGCUGUCGGAGCCAGCAUAUACAUCCCUAAUCUAAAUAAAGCCAUAAUGCAUAAACUUCCAGCAGAAACAUCCAUCUUCUCUGCCGAAGCUUGGGCGUUGCUUGAAGCCAUAGGAAUCAUCGAGAAACUCUACUGGAUCAAUUCCGUCAUUUUCACCGACUCAUUAAAUAAAUUAAACUUCAACCUGACACUAUGCUGGGUCCCGGCACACAAGAGAAUUCCUGGAAAUGAAAACGCGGACCAAGCUGCCAAAAUCGCGACCCGUCAAGGAUUCAUUCCCCCGUUCCGCAUUCCAUACGCGGAUUAUUUUGCUGAAGUUAACUGUACUACUACUAAUAAAUUCAGAGCUUAUCUGGAAGAAGCGGCACAAGUUAAUGGCAUCCAACAUGCUUCCUUAUACUAACUUACUCUUCAUAAACGCCCUUGGUUUCACCGUAAACCUCUUGGCAGAGAAGUAGUAAUAGUCAACCGACUUAGAAGCAACCACUACAACUUAAAAUACAGCUUAUUUAGAAAAAACAUGUCAGACUCACCAAAUUGCCCCUGUGGGUCGGCAGGACGCCAACCAUAUCAUUUUUUAUUGUCCUAUUACUACUCCGAAAUCAUCCAAUCUCAGACAAUACCUUAAAGACAAAUACCCUUCAUUCCAAAUCAACAUCUUUCCCAUUCUUGGCUACCCUAUUACUAAAUUAUGCCGCCUCAUGCUUUCGUACUUCAAAUCGUGCGAGCUUAACAUUUGAACCCUCCCGCCUCGUGUACAUGCACGAGUUCACGUCUCUGACGCGAUUCAAGGGGAGGGCGCUCAAUACUCAUGUUACGUGGCUUCGGAGCCGUUUGGAGCGCGCGCGCGUGCUCCCAAAGCUCCGGUUACUCCGCCAUUGCCAAUUCGUUUCUAUCAUCAUGAUCACCGUCCACCCGUUACAUCUUUCAAUCCACCAUUUAUACCUUUCUGCUACCCAAAAAUUAUUCUGGUUAAUGGCCAAAUCGUCCCUGCCCUACUAGUUACUGGGGACGGGUGCCAAUUCAAUAAAAGGAAGAAGAACUAAUACACGUGAAACGUGACAGAUUGACGAUGAAAUGUUAUCGUGCAUGUCAUUUUGUUAUUAUGUGUUUCAUUUUAAAAACAUGACUUGUCUCGUAUUUACCAAAUUCGUAAAA
Molecule: messenger RNA, 1290 nt
Organism: Solenopsis invicta (red fire ant)
Lineage: Eukaryota; Metazoa; Arthropoda; Insecta; Hymenoptera; Formicidae
Exons: 2
Coding region: 179-535 (118 amino acids)
Molecular function (GO): RNA-DNA hybrid ribonuclease activity; nucleic acid binding
Source: RefSeq, a predicted model, not a curated record